AUGUCUCGGAAUUCGCCAGAUCCAGUGCUCGAGUCACGAGAUGACGAACCUCUGUUAGGUCGUCCUGGAGAUGUCACACAAAGGUCUGAUGAGGGUAUUUACCGGAAUAUAUUCACAGGCACGGCUAGUAUCGCGCAGGCCGGAAUCUGGAUUCUAGCAGCACUAGUCUGGCAAGGAGUCCUGAAUCAGCCACUCUCGCUGUUCACCCCGCAUCCACUCCUCGUCAUUUCAGGUCUUCUGCUUCAAGUCCAAGCAGCACUAAUCCUUCAACCAACAGCGACCCCGCAGCAGAAGCUGACCGGCACUCGCAUCCACUCCGCAAUCCAACUGCUGAGCGUCGUCUUAUUCCUAUCCGGCUUCACCAUCAUUGAGAUCAACAAGGGUUCUCACCCGCACUUCGUCUCCCCACAUGGAAUCCUGGGCUUGAUAACCGUUAGUAUCAUCGUGCUCCAAGCGUUGGUUGGUGUUUUCCAAUUCUUCAUUCCCGUUACCAUAUUUGGGAGUGUCGACGCAGGAAAGCGAAUCUACAAGUAUCAUCGUUGGAGUGGCUAUGUUUUGUUACUGCUGGAGGUGGCGACUGUCGUGGCGGCGACGCAGACCACGUACAACCUAGCGGCGAUACAUAUUCCUCUCUGGGGUGUACUUGUUUCAGUCGUCUUGGUUCUCUCGGGGGUGGGAGCGAGAAUCAAGAAGCAAAAGCUGGGGCUGCUUUCAUCCAGAUUAAGCCGAGUGCCGCUCCGCAACUUUUCUACCGCUCGGAGCAAUCGUGACGUGCUCAGACCCGCGACAGCCCCGAAGUCCACGCCGGACGUCAAGCACAUCCGCCAAAAUGCCGAACUCUACGCGCAAAAUUGCCUAGAUCGCAACUACGCGGCUCAUGCCGUGUACCCAUCGAAGAUUGAACAAUUAUCACACGAGGCGAAACAACUCGAUCACGACCUCAAGACCCCCCGAUCCCGCAUUAAACAAUUGGAACAGACGAUCGCCAAGCUGCAUGUCGCGACGCGGCAGGAUACAAACCGUGGAGGCGAACCCGAGAAUAAGGAUUGGUUGAACCUCAGUGACCAACUGGCUGGGCUGAAAUUGGAAGCCCAGAAGUUGAAGGAUGAUUCUCAGGCAAUGGUGGACCGCAAAGCCACCUGCACCGAGGAGAUCAAUCGCCUGGCCCUUGCCCUGCCAAACCUCUCCUCUCCAUUCACACCCGUCGGACAUGACCCUGCCCUCGUUUCCUACAUCAACUUCAACCCACAAAAACCGCCAUCAUGGAUCGGCCAGUCAGCCGCUGAGCUUCAAGCACGGUCGCACGUCACCAUCGGCACCGAGCUCAACCUCAUAGACUUCGCUAGUUCCGCCACAACAACCGGAUGGGGCUGCGUAGCACGACGUCGUGGAUGGCGCACUGUCGCGCCUCCGUCCAUCGUCUACUCCUAUAUCGCCGAGGCGUGCGGUUUCCAACCGCGCGACCAACACAACGAGCAGCAGAUUUGGUCAAUUGAGCAGAAUGAGCGUGAUCGUCACAACAAGCCUCAGCGCUCCCUCACUGGUACCGCGGAAAUCCCCCUCGCGGCCAUGUACGCCGGUCGCGAUAUCAACGCCGGCGAGCUACCAAUCAAGCUGGUCGGCGCAAGUCGGUGCUACCGAGCCGAAGCCGGGUCGCGCGGUGUAGACACAAAGGGUCUCUACCGAGUCCACGAGUUUACCAAAGUCGAGCUGUUCGGCUGGACGGAUAACGUCGACGCUGGAUCGAAGUCAACGACUCCAAGCUCCGAUGACUUGUUUAAUGAGCUUUUAGAAAUGCAGACGGAGAUUCUAACCUCCCUCUCUCUCCCCUGUCGCAUUCUGGAAAUGCCGACGGGUGAUCUGGGCGCCAGUGCAACUCGCAAACGCGACAUCGAGGCACUGUUCCCAUCGCGCCUACGGCACGGAUCCAACGCCGGUGCUGCGGCUGUCGACUCGUCGAUCCAAGAGCUGGAGUCUGCUUGGGGCGAGGUUACCUCCGCAUCCAUCUGUACGGACUAUCAGAGCAGACGACUGGGGGCGCGAGUCCGGGGCGCGGCCAAGGAAUCACGAUUCCCGCAUACCGUGAAUGGCACCGCUAUGGCUGUGCCACGCGUCCUUGCUGCCAUCUUGGAGAAUGGAUGGGACGCGGACCGUGGUGUCGUUGUUGUCCCCGAGGUUUUGCGGCCUUGGAUGGACGGGAUGGAAAUCAUCGGGGGAAAAUAA
Molecule: messenger RNA, 2223 nt
Organism: Penicillium brevicompactum
Lineage: Eukaryota; Fungi; Ascomycota; Eurotiomycetes; Eurotiales; Aspergillaceae
Product: putative serine--tRNA ligase DIA4
Exons: 6
Coding region: 1-2223 (740 amino acids)
Biological process (GO): mitochondrial seryl-tRNA aminoacylation
Cellular component (GO): mitochondrion
Molecular function (GO): ATP binding; serine-tRNA ligase activity; tRNA binding
Source: RefSeq, a predicted model, not a curated record